AUGAGUGCGUCGAGCGUCUUGGCUCACGAAGAUGCGCGACUCGGUUUUGAACACGAGACUAACCACUUGGUUGAACGCUCAGACUUGUAUACCUGGGGUGCAACUAUCAUCGGUCCCGAGGACAGUGAAUGGGAAAAUGCGGUGCUUACGCUGAAGCUGACGUUCCCAGAGCAGUAUCCUGAGAAACCACCACGAGUUCGCUUUACAUGUGAGAUGUUCCAUCCGAACGUGUACCACGAUGGCAACGUAUGCUUGUCUCUUCUCAGCGAGAACUGGUCGGCUGCAUAUAGUGUAUCCAGUAUCCUGAUCGCAAUCCGGAGCUUGCUAACGGAUCCGAACCCAAACUCGCCCGCGAAUCCCGAAGCUGCACAUCUAUUCUCAAUGGACUACAAUGAUUACAAGCGGCGGGUGCGGCGAAUUGCCCAAAAAUCUCUAGAAUGA
Molecule: messenger RNA, 441 nt
Organism: Cyanidioschyzon merolae strain 10D
Lineage: Eukaryota; Rhodophyta; Bangiophyceae; Cyanidiales; Cyanidiaceae
Product: probable ubiquitin-conjugating enzyme E2
Exons: 1
Coding region: 1-441 (146 amino acids)
Source: RefSeq, a predicted model, not a curated record